AUGCCCUACUCAACCCACCCCAUGUCCUCCCUAACCCACCACACGCACCUCACAACCCCCCACAACCUCCUUUACUCCUACUACCUCUCCCCCUCCUUCGCCUCCACCACCAAAUCCCACCCCUCCCUCCCCAUCCUCCUCUUCCUCCACGGCUACCCCGACGACGCGUACAUGUGGGCGGGCACGGUCCCGACGUUUUUGAACUCGCCGUACCCCUUCGUGAUUGUGGAUUUGCUGGGGUUUGGGGGGACUUCGAAGCCCGGGGAUGUGAGGCUUUAUGAUUAUCGGAUUCAGGCGGAUGCGAUUGCUAGUGUUUUGGAUUGGGAGGGGGUGGUUGGGGGGAGGGUUAUUCCGGUCGGCCACGACUGGGGCUCCGCCACCGCUCAACGCUUCUACCUCUACCACCGCGACCGCUGCAUCGGCCUGAGCAUCAACUCCCUCGCCUACCAGAUCCCCUCGGCGGAACCCUUCAACCUGGAAGAAGCCAACGCCUCCACAACCAAACGCUUCGGCUACCCCCAAUGGGAAUACUGGCACUUCUUCACUUCCCCCAGCGCCCCAAACCUCCUCCGCCUCAAUCCCCGGCGCUUCUACGAAGUCAUGCACGGGCACCUCCCCUCCCCCCAUCCCUCCGAAAACUCCCGCGACAUCUGGAUGCGCGAGAUGUUCUGCGUGCCCGGGGCGAUGCACGACUACAUCACCCAGACAGGAAAUUACUCCAACUACACGGUGGAUCUGAAGGCUUAUGCGGAGGAUGAGGCGUUGUGGAGGAGGUUUGAGGAGAGGUUGACGAGGGAUGGGGUGGAGGGGGCGGUGAAUUAUUAUCAUUCGCUUAGGGAUAAUGUGAUGAUCAACGACGAGAAGGUGUUGGCGGAGGGGGGGAGGAGUAGGAUUGAGGUGCCGGUGUUGUAUAUUGGACAGACGGGGGAUUGGAUGUCCGACGCCACCUCCCUCUCCCUCGUCCCCGACCUCGAAGAAAAAGUCGUCGAAGCAGGCCACUGGGUCUUUUACGAGAAACCCGAGGAAAUGGCGGGGUUGAUUCUGGAUUGGGUGGAGAGGAAGUUUCCUGUUGUGGAGAAGUCGUAG
This is a messenger RNA of Zasmidium cellare ATCC 36951, 1086 nucleotides long. RefSeq lists its product as uncharacterized. The transcript is spliced from 3 exons. Bases 1 to 1086 code for a protein of 361 amino acids. The record is from RefSeq and is a predicted model, not a curated record. Gene Ontology annotation, molecular function: hydrolase activity. NCBI's taxonomy places the organism in Eukaryota, Fungi, Ascomycota, Dothideomycetes, Mycosphaerellales, Mycosphaerellaceae.